CAGUCAAGCUUAGCUCUCACUAAGUUUGGUGCCAGUUUGGUGUUAGUUUGGUGCAGUUGUGUAUAAUUGCGUCUGUUGCUGAAACUAAGGUACUGUGUUACAGCCCGUCUUCGCGUGACAUUCUCAGUUGGCGUGUGGUUGAUUUUAGCGUCCCAACACAUCGGCACGUCAGUAGUAGUCUGCAGCGACGCAUCCCGUGAGCAUUAUCAUCGAUCGCGGGACUCCCCUGGCCACUGACCGCUGACAGUGCCGCCACCAGGAGCACGCAGCUAUCAGACCGUCGGGUUUUCCGACCAGAGGCGCCACUGUUCACAACAGAGGCCAGCCAGCGACCGGCACUGCCGCAGUGGGGCAGUCUGCUCAGCAUGUGCCGUCUCACGCUGUGCCUACUGCUGCUGGUGGGCGUCUCCGUGGGCGUCUCUGUGGGCGUUUCCAUGGGCGUCUCUGUGGGCGCCCAUCUGACGCCCGGCACCCACCACAUACAGCGGCGCCAGGCGGCUCCGCGCGGCGCCGACAUCUCCACAUCCUGUCUGCGUUGUAUCUGCGAGGCGCGCCAGUGCGACUGGCAGCAGGGUUGCCAGGGGGGCGCGUGCGGCGGCUACCGCAUCACCGAGCCCUACUUCAACCACAGCAACAUCACCACGGAGGUGCCGCUCUACGGAGACCGCACCUUCGAGACGUGCACCGUCGACCCCAAGUGCGCCAUCACCGUGGUCAGGCUCUACAUGCGCGCGCUGGCCACCGACUGCGACGAGAAUGGCACCAUCGACUGCGACGAUAUGAUGCUGACGCAUUACUACGGCAUCGAAGGCUGCAUCGGCGUGCGCGACUACGCAGAGUUCACCAACGACUGGGCACGCUACAGCGCCUGUAUCGGUUCCGGGUGACCGGCCGACACGGGCGGAGGAGGGGGAAAGUGGGAGUGGGAGGCUGAGUGAAUCUUAGUGAACUGCAGAGUUGUGGCGAUUGUUCGGAGGUAAGCGGAAGUGACCGAGCGAGUUUUGUCGGCUGUCCAGCUAUUGAGGAAUGAUACGUAUCCAGCCUGAGUCUCUGUGUCAUACAUUAUGGCAUGCACAAGAAGAAUGUACAUGCGCGCCCUUAGUCUCUUAGCCCUUAAACCCUUAGUCCAAGGUUUGUCAACUAGAUAACUAGAAACACGUCAAUAAAUGUACUUAACUGACUGAUUUAACACCUUAUGUGCCCUAAGAAUUGUGCCAUUAAAACUGCAACUACGCAAGUCAGCAAUGGGGACAUGCAACAUACUUCUUUUCACUUUUGAGGACAAAUGUCAAAGUGUACGAAAACCUUACAUAAGUAAUUGUAAAAAAAAGCCCCCUGACAGUAUGCUAUUAAUACACCUUUUUGCGUUGUUCGAUG
Messenger RNA from Amphibalanus amphitrite, 1377 nucleotides. RefSeq names its product lysozyme-like. Gene Ontology annotation, molecular function: lysozyme activity. The coding region runs from base 366 to 887 and encodes 173 amino acids. The record is from RefSeq and is a predicted model, not a curated record. The transcript has a single exon. NCBI's taxonomy places the organism in Eukaryota, Metazoa, Arthropoda, Thecostraca, Balanomorpha, Balanidae.